This is a messenger RNA of Racocetra persica, 339 nucleotides long. Lineage: Eukaryota; Fungi; Glomeromycota; Glomeromycetes; Diversisporales; Gigasporaceae. The record is from the annotation of a GenBank genome assembly.
UUGAUGAACUAUAAGAAUAGUAAUCGCUUGAAUGAUGAUAAAAAGCGUUAUCUUAUUGCGAGAAAGAUGGUGUAUUUAUAUGAGGGUGAUCUUGGCCAUGCUAUAGGUCAUUGGAGUACAAAUUGUAUAAGACAUGCUUAUUGUGAUAUUAGUUAUAAAGACUAUAUGGAACUUAAAAGCAGAUCCGAAGUUAGCAACUCCUACUUCGAAAAAAAAGCAAUUCAUCAUUAUGAAUUGUGGAUGCAAAAUGCUAUCAGAAGAGUUAAACGUGCAAGAGAGAUUGGAAAAAAAAUUCGAGCUGAAAUUAGAGAGGAAUCACGUCAAAUUAACAAUGUAUAG